CGAAGCGUCCGGCGGCUCGCGGUCCCGGCUGCGCGUGGGGCGCGGCGCAGCGGGGCGGGCUCUCGGGAGGCGGCCAGGGGACGGGACAGAGCGGGGCGGGGACGCGGCCGCCUGCGCGGUUCCGGGUGCUCCCGCCGCGACGCUGCCCAGGGCGCACUUGACCGGCAGGCUGCGGGGAAGGGCGGGUCUGGGAGAACCCCAGCGCCGCGGCGUCCUGCAACCCCUCCUCCUCGCGGCGCCCGAGCCACAGCCCGAGCCGAGCCCGCGCCACCUCGCCCCGGCCCGCGCGCCCCAGCCAUGGCUUUCGCCAAUUUCCGCCGCAUCCUGCGCCUGUCUACCUUCGAGAAGAGAAAGUCCCGCGAAUAUGAGCACGUCCGCCGGGACCUGGACCCCAACGAGGUGUGGGAGAUCGUGGGCGAACUGGGCGACGGCGCCUUCGGCAAGGUUUACAAGGCCAAGAAUAAGGAGACUGGUGCCUUGGCCGCGGCCAAGGUCAUCGAGACCAAGAGCGAGGAGGAGCUGGAGGACUACAUCGUGGAGAUCGAGAUCCUGGCCACGUGUGACCACCCCUACAUCGUGAAGCUCCUGGGCGCCUACUACUACGACGGGAAGCUGUGGAUCAUGAUCGAGUUCUGCCCCGGGGGAGCCGUGGACGCCAUCAUGCUAGAGCUGGAGCGAGGCCUCACCGAGCCCCAGAUCCAGGUGGUCUGCCGCCAGAUGCUGGAAGCCCUCAGCUUCCUGCACAGCAAGAGGAUCAUCCACCGCGACCUGAAGGCGGGCAACGUGCUCAUGACCCUCGAGGGAGACAUCCGGCUGGCUGACUUUGGGGUGUCUGCCAAGAAUCUGAAAACCCUGCAGAAGCGAGAUUCCUUCAUAGGCACGCCCUACUGGAUGGCCCCCGAGGUGGUGCUCUGCGAGACCAUGAAGGACACCCCCUACGACUACAAGGCGGACAUCUGGUCCCUGGGCAUCACCCUGAUCGAGAUGGCGCAGAUCGAGCCCCCUCACCACGAGCUCAACCCCAUGCGCGUGCUGCUCAAGAUCGCCAAGUCCGACCCUCCCACGCUGCUCACCCCCUCCAAGUGGUCCGUGGAGUUCCGAGACUUCCUGAAGACUGCUCUGGAUAAGAACCCCGAGACCCGGCCCAGCGCCGCGCAGCUGCUGGAGCACCCCUUCGUCAGCAGCGUCACCAGUAACAAGGCUCUGCGGGAGCUGGUGGCAGAGGCCAAGGCCGAGGUGAUGGAGGAGAUCGAAGAUGGCAGGGACGAGGGGGACGAGGAGGACACCGUGGACGCCGCCCCUGCCCUGGACCACACUCCGGAGUCUUCAGAGGCCAGUCAGCUGAGCCUGGGGGCUGACAAGCCUGUCCGGGAACCACCUGCCCCGCUGCCAACCAGCCAGCCUCGGGACAGUGCCAACGGGCCCUGCAGCCAGCCCUCCGUGGAUGGAGCCCCCAGCCCCCCAGAAGUGGCCCCUGUGAACGAGAAUGGCCUAGCGGUGCCUGUUCCCCUCCGAAAGUCCCGACCAGUGUCCAUGGAUGCCAGAAUCCAGGUGGCCGAGGAGAAGCAAGUCACGGACCAGGCUGGGGACCUGAGUCCUGCAGCCAGCAGGUCCCAAAAGGCUGGCCAGAGCCGACCCAACAGCAGCGCCCUGGAGACACUGGGGGAGACGCUGGUCAACGGCAGCCUAGAGUCCCCUGCCCAGGCAGCACCGGGCCCCUCCAAGAGGGCUUCGGAUAGCAGCAGCCUGUCCACCUCCGAGAGUGGAGACUACAGCACCUCCCUGUCCACCGACCUCUCCCUGAACAGAGAGACGGGCUCGCUGUCCCUUAAGGACUCAAGGCUGCACAACAGAACCCUGAAGCGGACGCGCAAAUUCGUGGUGGACGGAGUGGAGGUGAGCAUCACCACCUCCAAGAUCAUCAGCGACGACGAAAAGAAGGACGAGGAGAUGCGAUUCCUCAGGCGCCAGGAGCUCCGGGAGCUGCGACUGCUGCAGAAGGAGGAGCACCGGAACCAGAGCCAGCUCAGCAGCAAGCACGAGCUGCAGCUGGAGCAGCUGCUCCGGCGCUUUGAGCAAGAGAGCAAUGCCAAGAAGAAGUUCUUCGACACGGAGCUGGAGAACCUGGAACGUCAGCAAAAGCAGCAGGUGGAGAAGAUGGAGCAAGACCAUGCCCUGCGCCGCCGGGAGGAGGCCAAGCGGAUCCGCCUGGAGCAGGAUCGGGACUACGCCAGGUUCCAAGAGCAGCUCAAGAUGAUGAAGAAAGAGGCCAAGAGCGAGGUGGAGAAGCUGCCCCGGCAGCAGCGGAAGGAGAGCAUGAAGCAGAAGAUGGAGGAGCACACGCAGAAGAAGCAGCUUCUCGACCGGGACUUCGUAGCCAAGCAGAAGGAGGACCUGGAGCUGGCCAUGAAGAGGCUGACCGCGGAGAACCGGCGGGAGAUCUGCGACAGGGAGCGGGAGUGCCUCAACCGGAAGCAGGAGCUCCUCCGAGACCGGGAGGCAGCGCUGUGGGAGAUGGAGGAGCACCAGCUGCAGGAGAAGCACCAGCUGGUGAAGCAGCAGCUCAAAGAUCAGUACUUCCUCCAGCGGCACCAGCUGCUGCGCAGGCACGAGAAGGAGCGGGAGCAGAUGCAGCGCUACAACCAGCGCAUGCUGGAGCAGCUGAAGGUGCGGCAGCAGCAGGAGAAGGCGCGGCUGCCCAAGAUCCAGCGCAGCGAGGGCAAGACACGCAUGGCCAUGUACAAGAAGAGCCUGCACAUCAACGGCCAGGGCAGUGCCGCCGAGCAGCGCGACAAGAUCAAGCAGUUCUCGCAGCAGGAGGAGAAGAGGCAGAAGGCGGAGCGCCUGCAGCAGCAGAACAAACACGAGAGCCAGAUGCGGGACAUGCUGGCGCAGUGCGCGGGCAACAUGAGCGAGCUGCAGCAGCUGCAGAAUGAGAAGUGUCACCUCUUGGUGGAGCACGAAGCCCAGAAGCUGAAGGCCCUGGACGAGAGCCAUAACCAGCACCUGAAGGAGUGGCGGGACAAGCUGAGGCCACGCAAAAAGGCUCUGGAAGAGGAUCUGAACCAGAAGAGGCGGGAGCAGGAGAUGUUCUUCAAGCUGGGCGAGGAGGCGGAGUGCGCCAGCCCUGCCAGCCCCGGCCAGGCCUCCAGGCUCCCCUCCUGCGGCGCUGCGGACACUGCCUAAGGAGCCCGGGCUGCGGCGGCCUGCAGGGCUCCCGUCCUCUGUGACGCGUAACUCAGGACCCCCUCCCUCCUGCUCCUGUGCCAGCUCCACGCCAGCCGCGCCCUUGCCCCCUGUGCCUGUCAGGCCUGCCCCGGGUCCUGGCCUCCCACCUGCCCCUGGAGGGCCGGGAGCUGCGUGUCACCUGGCCCGCUGGUGUCCUCAUGGAGGCCUGCCUCCCAAGCCGUAAGUGAUCGGCCGUGGCGUCAGGCCGGGAGGAGUGGGUGCCGUGGCCUCCAGGCCCCUCCUGUUUGCCAGAACGGUUUUAUUCUCUGUGGGCACAAAGCUCUGCCAGCGAAGCCACCACGCUCAGCCCUCUAGCCCUUCCUGGUGGCUUUCAGUGACUCCUUGCAGCGACAGACAGGAACCCUGACACCCCUUUCCUUUCCCAGCAGCGCCAGGCCGGCGGCCAGCUGUGUGGGUGUCCCCGUUCCCUGGCCCCCCCCAGCUCUGUGUUUGUGGGGGGCAGGGUGGGGAAGGCGGGGGCGCUGAUCUCAGGCAUUUCAGGCCACCUCUCGGGCCCUCCCGGAGCGCCCCGCAGCUGGCCCCUGACCUCUUGUGCCCACGUGGGUGGAACGGGCCUGCUGCCUGGGCCCAGCCACCAAGAGUUGGUAGGGAACGUGCUGGCACCAGAGGCCCGAGAAGGCACAGGCUGCACUGCCCGCCUGCCCCUCCUGGGGUCCCGCAGGCUCCUCCCGCACAGGACUUGGCAGCCCCGUCUGCAGGAGGCUCUUUCCUCCACCGGGGCCCGUGUCCAGUGCCACCUUGCGUUUCAGCCAAGCCUGGCAGCCACUUAGACUGCUCCUAGGAGAAAAGGCCGGGGUGGGGGCAGGAUGCCUCCCCCGGGAACACGGCAGAGCCAAGGGCCUGAACCUCCAUGGGGCCCGGCCCCCAGGUCACUCGACCUGCCUCCAGACGCUGCCCAGCCGCGGCAGAGCGUGCGUAGCUGGGUAGAGCGACCGCCGGGCCAGCGAGCCUCUUCUCCAGGAGGCAGACCCCCCCCCCCCCGCCUUGUCUGGCUGCUGCAGCCAGCCAGGUGCGCCAAGGCCGGCCUCUUCAGGAAGACGCGGGUGCCACCAACACCCGAGCCGGACGACGCUGGGGGCCCAGAUGGCUUGUGGAGUCUGGGUACUGUUUUCCUGGACACCCAGAGAGGACUUUCUCCUCUGUUACUGCUCAGGCGAGGGUUCCAGCAGCCCCCGGAAGUUGUCUCAGCACUGGUGGUGACUGGAUGCUUGGGAAGGAAGGGGCAGCCAUGGAACAGGACAAGAGGACAGGUUCCCAGAUCCUAACUGCGCCAUCAGUAGCUCCCGGGGCCCAGGAAGGCAGGGCUUCUCCUAGGUGAGCGAGCAUCCGCUGGCUGCGUCCGUAUUUGACCCGGAUGCGUUGGUUUUCAGGUUUCACACAGGAGACAAGCGAAUCACUUGUCUCUCUCUGUUCUCCUGGGGGUUGGGUGCGGGGAAAGGUGAGCUGGCAGCAGGGUGACCACAGAACCGAGAGCCAGGUCCCGGGAGAGGCCGCAGACGGUGGUCAGCCAGGGGUGUUUGGUGCACUGUUUACAAUAUUCCCUCCGACUUGAGAAUGAGGGCUGGUGAAAUGCCGGGUAGUGAUCCAGCAGACGUCUUCUGCCAUCUCCUCUGCCUCGUCAUUCAUGCUGUCCUAGUCCUUCUGGCAGUCGCUGCCGGCCGGCUCACUGCUGCCCAAGCCCUGAGAGCGCUCAUGUGCCUUUUUGAAUGACGGCUGGCCUGGCCUCCCAGCCUCACAGAUGGGCCGUGUGCAAAGCCGUGGCUGAGAAGGCCCACACAGUAUUCCUCAUGCCCUGUGCUAACUUUUUCUGUGCAAGGGACAGACGGAAAUGUAUCUCCAUUUUUAGCAGAGUAAAUAUGACUAACUUAUAUUUUCUCUUUAUGAAGGAUAGAAGCUAUUUUUAUGUAGUUUCCAAAGUUUAUAUAAAACUUUUGUAAAAUGUUCUCUGCAAAGGUAACUCUGAGAAUGUAAAUAUGCUUCUAAUAAAAUAACAAAUAAGGUCA
This is a messenger RNA of Sciurus carolinensis (gray squirrel), 5252 nucleotides long. It is a transcript of the gene Stk10, whose product is annotated as serine/threonine kinase 10. Lineage: Eukaryota; Metazoa; Chordata; Mammalia; Rodentia; Sciuridae. The transcript is spliced from 19 exons. Gene Ontology annotation, molecular function: protein serine/threonine kinase activity; ATP binding. Bases 298 to 3186 code for a protein of 962 amino acids. The record is from RefSeq and is a predicted model, not a curated record. Gene Ontology annotation, biological process: protein phosphorylation.